Molecule: messenger RNA, 706 nt
Organism: Papaver somniferum (opium poppy)
Lineage: Eukaryota; Viridiplantae; Streptophyta; Magnoliopsida; Ranunculales; Papaveraceae
Product: agamous-like MADS-box protein AGL62
Exons: 1
Coding region: 9-533 (174 amino acids)
Biological process (GO): regulation of transcription by RNA polymerase II
Molecular function (GO): DNA-binding transcription factor activity, RNA polymerase II-specific; RNA polymerase II cis-regulatory region sequence-specific DNA binding; protein dimerization activity
Source: RefSeq, a predicted model, not a curated record
UUUCAAUCAUGGCAAGAAAACCAAGCAUGGGUAAAAAAUAUAUCCAAAUCAAAAGAAUUAGGAAUGAGAAGGCAAGACAGAUAGCCUUCUCAAAACGUAAAGGAGGUGUUUUCAAAAAGGCUCAUGAACUUGGUACCGUUUGCGGUGACAGUGUUAUCGAUCAUUACCUCUCGGGAGAUACUCUCGACAGGACUCCAACUCCACCUGUCAUGCCUCAUCGUGAAGCCAGAAUUCUUGAACUAAACAGAGAAUAUAGCGAGGAACUCGAGAGGUUGGAAACCGAGAAAAAAAGAGGACCAGCCGUCGGAAAGAUUACCGAAGCAAAUAAGAGUAAGCGUUGGUGGGAAUGGGAUUAUAUUGAUGACUCAGGGGAAGAAGAGUUGGAAAUCUUAUGCGGUGCUCUUGAUGUGCUCAAACUUAAGAUUGCUGAGGACGUAGAUAAAUUGUGGUUCACUACAACCCACAUUUCUUCUCUCCCUCAUUUUGGAUAUGGUGUUGGCUUUGGUUUGGACAAAGGCAAUGCGCUUUAUUAAGUAUAAGGUCAACCUUGUGCACUGAUUUCAUGAUCUAUGCACUCAGUUACUCAAAGGGAAGUCAUUUUUAUAACCCUUAUAUAUUUCUAUUCUUGUGUUUGUUUUUGUUCAAAAAAAAAUGAAAAAAGAAAAAGAAAAAUGUUUGAUUGUUUGCUUUCAGUAGUUGGUUUUUG